Molecule: messenger RNA, 904 nt
Organism: Aureobasidium pullulans EXF-150
Lineage: Eukaryota; Fungi; Ascomycota; Dothideomycetes; Dothideales; Saccotheciaceae
Exons: 1
Coding region: 112-438 (108 amino acids)
Source: RefSeq, a predicted model, not a curated record
GGCUUCAACGAUCAUGAAUGUGACUUCUGAUGUACAGCUUAUAUAUAGAGAGACUGGGAGAGACGCGUAAUAUCAUGUCUUCCGGUUGAAGUCGUGAUGAUCCUCUGCAAUAUGUUUCUUUCCUUUGAAGGAUUGGAGCAGAAGGAGCGACGCAACCAUUUUUGGGACGCUGGGGAAGUGACUCAGCUCGACCGCAACUUCCCAAUCUGCAUCUUCCUUAUUGACCAUUUGAAUGGGCCAUUAAAAAGCCCCACUAUGCACUUCUCCAUCUCUCCUACACCUCCUUCGUCUUUCUCCAUCACCUGCAUCCAUCAUCAUCACCAUUAUCAUCCAAAACCUUACACACCAGCCACUUCCAAUUCCCCUUCCACCCAAGUUUCAUUCCAUCAGCCCUCCAACGAUACAUUCAACCACGCAACCCUUUCUUAUCCCAGAUAAAUCCUGAGACCGUUUGAAAGCAUCUACUUUGCUCCGGUCAAUGAAGGUUUUGGUGAUGGAUGGGUGUAGACGCGACGUUGGCGUGUACGGUACUGAGGUGUCUGAAGGUCUAAGAGCACGGUGCGAUUGAGGUUUGAUGUGCGUGUGAGGUUUGGAGAUGUGUGGUGUAGUGGUAGGGUCUUGUGAUGGUGGGAGGUGAUGGUAGCAGGUUGAGACGAGAGCAUAUUUGCACAUACAGUACUCGAUAACGUUGUGUCAUUUCGUCCUCUGAUGUCUGCCACGUGUAUCGCUGUGAGAACAUAAGGACCGCCUCAGACAAGAGUCGGGUCCACCCCAAGAUUGAUAUGUUUUCUUGCUCUUUCUUUUCUGUUCGGAGUAUUCAAAGACUUCCUUGCAUAGAUCAGAUCGGCGUAGUAGGCUAAAUAUAAAUUGAGACAGGCUUGGUGGUGCAGUUGAUAAUGUGACU